AUGACUGUGGUCUCAGGAGAGAACGUAGACGAGACCGUGGUGUCUCUCAGCGCCCUGGGGCAAGAGGGCUAUGACCCCGAGAGGGCCACUCAGGACUGCUGCGAGAGGGUGGUCAUCAAUAUCUCAGGGCUCCGCUUUGAGACCCAGCUCAGGACUCUUGCUCAGUUCCCCCAGACCCUGUUGGGGGACCCCAGGAAGAGGAUGCGCUUCUUCGACCCCCUGCGGAAUGAGUACUUUUUUGAUCGCAAUCGCCCAUGCUUUGACGCCAUAUUAUAUUAUUACCAGUCUGGGGGCCGGCUCCGCAGACCUGUUAACGUCCCCGUGGACAUUUUCUUGGAAGAGAUCAAGUUCUACGAACUGGGUGAGGAAGUCAUUGAGAUCUUUCGAGAUGAUGAAGGGUUCAUUAAAGAGGAAGAGAAACCCUUGCCGGAAAAUGACUUUCAGAGGCAGGUUUGGCUGCUUUUUGAGUAUCCUGAAAGUUCAGGACCUGCCAGAGGCAUUGCUAUUGUCUCUGUAUUGAUAAUUCUGAUUUCCAUAGUUAUAUUUUGCCUGGAGACGCUUCCUGAGUUCAGGGAAGAGACGAAACACACAGGUGAGCACCUGAUGGCCAAUGGAACCCAGUCCGCAAAAGACAGCCCCUUCACUGACCCUUUCUUCCUUAUUGAGACUCUUUGCAUUAUUUGGUUUUCCUUUGAGCUCCUGGUCAGGUUUUUUGCCUGUCCCAGCAAGCCUGCUUUCUUCAAGAACAUGAUGAAUGUCAUUGAUAUUGUGGCCAUUAUCCCUUAUUUCAUUACCUUGGGCACAGAGCUGGCAGAACAGCAAGGUAGCAAUGGGCAACAAGCCAUGUCCUUGGCUAUACUGAGGGUAAUCCGCUUGGUGAGGGUCUUCAGGAUAUUCAAGCUAUCCAGGCAUUCCAAAGGGCUCCAAAUCCUGGGCAAAACCCUGCAAGCCAGUAUGAGGGAAUUGGGUCUUCUCAUAUUUUUCCUCUUCAUUGGAGUCAUUUUGUUCUCCAGUGCUGUCUACUUUGCAGAGACUGAUGACCCAGAUUCUCUCUUCACCAGCAUCCCGGAUGCCUUCUGGUGGGCUGUGGUCUCCAUGACCACAGUAGGCUAUGGUGACAUGUAUCCGUUGACCAUUGGCGGCAAGAUAGUAGGUUCUUUGUGUGCUAUAGCUGGCGUGCUAACCAUCGCCCUCCCAGUCCCUGUCAUUGUCUCCAAUUUUAACUACUUCUACCACAGAGAAACUGACCAUGAAGAGCAGUCCCAGUACACCCAUGUCACCUGUGGACAGCAGCCCUCUUCGUUUGGAGACCUAAAAAAGAGUGAAAGCAAACAGUCCUUUAACAAAUCAGAUUACAUGGAGUCAGAAGACCUAGAGGAUGCCAAAUUUUCUCACUUUACCACCAACCAACACUAUACUGAACAAAAAAAGUUAACUGAGGUAUGA
This is a messenger RNA of Staurois parvus, 1446 nucleotides long. The record is from the annotation of a GenBank genome assembly. NCBI's taxonomy places the organism in Eukaryota, Metazoa, Chordata, Amphibia, Anura, Ranidae.